Molecule: messenger RNA, 687 nt
Organism: Tilletiopsis washingtonensis
Lineage: Eukaryota; Fungi; Basidiomycota; Exobasidiomycetes; Entylomatales
Exons: 4
Coding region: 1-687 (228 amino acids)
Biological process (GO): mitotic spindle organization
Cellular component (GO): cytoplasm; dynactin complex
Source: RefSeq, a predicted model, not a curated record
AUGGCCGUGUCCAAGUACGCCUCGCUGCCCGACGUCGACACCUCCGGCCUCGAGGCAUUCGAGACGCCCGACGUCGUCUCGCCCGGCGUGCGUCGCGUGCGCACCUACGACGACAGCGACGCCGAUGACGACGACGACGACGACAGUGAGGCAGCAGAGGAGCGCACAAGGGCCGCAGCAGCACGUGGCCAGAGGGCGGGUGCAGAGGAGAUUGAUGGCGCCACGCUCGAUGUGCGCGAGGCACAGAGACGCUUCGAGAGCAGUGCCGGCGUCGACGCGGCGCAAGCGGACUUUUCCCAAUCCAUCGCGCCUCGUCGCAAGUCCAAGGCCAAGCCGCGCGGCGGCGCACGUUCUCCCUCUCCGCACACGUACGAAUCGCGCGGCUUCGCCUCCUUUUCCCCUGCGGCUGCCUCUGCCUCUGCCUCUUCUUCUGCCGAAUCGCGCGCCGCACGCCUGCGGCGCCUGCAGGCCGAGGCAGCCGAGCUGGCGGCAGACCUGGCAGAGACGCACGCACGCGAGGGAGGCAGUUAUGAAGAUGUCGUCGCGCCUCCCAACGGCGCGGCAGAGGCAAGCUCGACGACGGAGAUGAUGCGUCAAGUGCAGGCGCUGCGUCAGGCGUUGGGCGCCGCCUCUGUCUCUGCUGCUCAGGGCGAGCAGACGGAGCAGCACGAAAACACGCGCAACUAG